Messenger RNA from Oncorhynchus mykiss (rainbow trout), 1369 nucleotides. Its product is annotated as mitochondrial import inner membrane translocase subunit Tim17-A. Gene Ontology annotation, cellular component: TIM23 mitochondrial import inner membrane translocase complex. Gene Ontology annotation, biological process: protein import into mitochondrial matrix. Gene Ontology annotation, molecular function: transmembrane protein transporter activity. The record is from RefSeq and is a predicted model, not a curated record. Lineage: Eukaryota; Metazoa; Chordata; Actinopteri; Salmoniformes; Salmonidae.
UUUGAAUGCACUGAAGUCGGAGAUUUCCCAGUUCCAAGUUGUUUUGAAUGCACUGAAGUCAGAGAUGAUCGAGUUCCCAGUUGUUUUGAACGCGGCAAUUACGUCAGAAGGGAACAGUGAAAGAACAAAAUGGAGGAAUACGCACGGGAGCCAUGUCCGUGGAGAAUCGUGGACGACUGUGGGGGUGCUUUCACCAUGGGGGCCAUUGGAGGAGGGAUCUUCCAGGCUGUCAAGGGCUUUAGAAAUUCACCUGCAGGGAUGAGCCACAGAUUGAAAGGUAGCAUGACAGCCAUCAAGACCAGAGCCCCACAGUUGGGGGGUAGCUUUGCAGUAUGGGGAGGCCUCUUCUCCAUGAUUGACUGUGGGUUGGUAAAGGUACGGGGGAAAGAGGACCCCUGGAACUCCAUCACAAGCGGGGCCAUGACUGGAGCCAUCCUUGCAGCAAGAAAUGGACCAGUGGCCAUGGUAGGCUCUGCUGCAAUGGGAGGUAUACUACUGGCAUUGAUAGAGGGAGCUGGAAUCCUGCUCACUAGAUUUGCUUCGUCACAGUUCCCAACUGGUCCCCAGUUUGCUGAGGAGCCAGCCCCCAUGCCUGCCCCCUCCUAUGGAGGAGACUACAGACAGUACCAGUGAGAAGUUCCUCUCACCCUCUAGGCCUUUUUGAAGUUACAAUUAGGAAAUUGAGGAAAUUUUUACGCAAUUACAAUUGCACCUAACAUUAUGGACUGGGUCAGAGAACUGAAGGGCAAAUUCACACUUUUUUUCCAGAGCCGAUGUACAGAUUUGCCUUUUACCAUCCUCAGCCUUGUCAGUUGUGUUUAGUUCACCCUAAAUCGGUUAAAAUAUCUGAACGAGGGAAAAGCUUGUGGGUUUGUGCAAUCAUACAUGCAUGUAUACCCUGCAAGUGUGACAGAUAAACUAGAGCUGGUGUUGAGUCAAGCUCAGUGCCAUGGCUGUCAAUGUCCAGUCAAAGAUUGAUUCUAUCAAACUUGUAUCAUGUCUUUCAUGUGUAUAUAAAGGCUUUCCUGCAUGUAUUUGGCAUGUAUUGCUUAUUUGCCUUAUUGUUCAUCGUAUCCUGUGCUUGUGCGUGCCGUUUUGUAAAUGAAAUAACUAGGCUGGUAUUUCAUUGAACGGUAUAAAAGACAAAUAUUCAUUAUGCUGUCCCUGAAAUCUUAGGUUUUAUAAUGACUUAUUUAUUUUUUUGGUAGUUGAUAAUUAAAUGCUUUAUAGUUUAACACCAAGAGAGAAGCAAAUUACUGCUGGCAAAGGAUGACCUCAAACCUCACCAAUUGCUCAGUGGUCCUCAUGAAAGGGGUUGAUACAACUUGUCUGAAUGACAGAAGAAUAAAAGUUGUCAAAUAAAAUGUCA